CUCCUUAGUGCUGGGAAGCCCUGCAAGAGCAGGAAACUGUGAGCAAAGAAUGUUCCAGUUGCCUAGUAAUACACAAUAAGCAGUUAAAAGGUUACACACAGAAGGUCCUGCAAGCUGACAAAUAGGAAGUUUCAUUGGUGUAUUAUUCAAGAGCUGCCAGAGCCAGGUACGUACAUGCACGCUGUGUUGGGUACAGUGCAGUGAAGGGGAGCAAGCAGUGGCCAAGGCACAAUGGCAAAAAAGGUUGCUGUGAUUGGAGCAGGAACAAGUGGUUUGGUCGCCAUUAAAACUUGCCUGGAUGAGGGUUUGGAGCCUGUUUGCUUCGAAAGAUCUAAUGACAUUGGUGGACUUUGGAGGUUCAAUGGUGACCCAGAGGAUGGCAGAGCCAGUAUCUACAAAUCUGUGAUUAUUAACACUUCCAAGGAAAUGAUGUGCUACAGCGAUUUCCCCAUUCCAGAAGAUUACCCCAACUUCAUGCACAAUUCCAAAAUUUUCAGCUAUUUCAGAAUGUAUGCUGAGCAUUUCCAGCUGUUCAAGUACAUCCGCUUUAAGACCUCAGUUAAUAGUGUUAAAAAAUGCCCGGAUUUUGCAACAAGUGGACAAUGGGAAGUUGUCACUGAAACAGAAGGAAAACAGGAGGCGGCCAUUUUUGAUGCUGUGCUUGUUUGCACUGGACACCAUACAAAUGCUCAUCUUCCUCUGGAUUCAUUUCCAGGUAUUGAGAGAUUUAAAGGGCAGUAUUUUCAUAGCCGUGAUUAUAAGAACCCAGCAGAAUUUAGUGGCAAAAGAGUGAUCGUUAUUGGGAUUGGUAAUUCUGGGGGAGACAUUGCGGUGGAACUUAGCAGGACUGCAUCCCAGGUGUUUCUUAGCACAAGAAGAGGAUCCUGGAUUCUGAAUCGGGUUUCAGACUACGGUUAUCCCUUAGACAUGCUGAAUAUCACACGCUUCCUGAACACUCUUAAGCAUUCAAUACCCAUAUCUAUGUUAAACUGGAUUGGGGAGUCUAAGGUUAACAGACGUUUUGAUCAUGCCAAUUAUGGUUUAAUGCCAAAACACAGAAUAUUUAGCCAGCACCCAAUGGUGAAUGAUGACCUUCCGAACCGAAUAAUUGCAGGAGCACUCACUGUGAAAUGCAACGUUAAAGCGUUUACAGAGACAGAUGCCAUUUUUGAAGACGGUUCCGUUGAGAAGAAUAUUGAUGUUGUUGUCUUUGCAACAGGGUACACAUUUGGAUUUCCAUUUUGCGAAGAUCUUAAAGUUCAAAGCAACAAGGUGUCCUUGUAUAAAUAUACAUUUCUACCAGAACUUGAGAAACAAACGCUAGCUGUCAUUGGCUUAAUACAACCGCUCGGGGCUAUAAUGCCCAUCUCGGAACUUCAAGUCCGCCUUGCCACUAGAAUUUUUAAUGGAGAAAAGCUGCUUCCGUCUGCCAGUGCCAUGAAAGAAGAUAUCAUGAAAAAGAAAGAAGAGAUGGAAGCACGCUAUGUGACCAGUCAGCGUCACACAAUACAAGUGGACUACCUGGAAUACAUGGAUGAGCUUGCAGAGUUGCUGGGUGUAAAACCUGACUUGUGGAAUCUCUUUCUCACAGAUCCCAAGCUUGCUUGGCAUGUGUAUUUUGGCCCAUGUACUCCAUAUCAGUAUCGGCUAACUGGCCAUGGAAAGUGGAAAAAAGCCAGGGAGGCCAUCCUUACUCAGUGGGAUCGAGCUAUGAAGCCACUGCAAACCCGCACUGUGGAUAAAUCUAGUGGCAUUUCCAUGGCUUCAUUAAUAAUUUUAGGCUCCAUAUUGCUUUUGGUUGCCAUAUUUGUCUUUUGAGUGGAAGGGUAAGAGGUGAGGUCUGGUGAAUGUAUCAUCUAACUGGGAUUUAAUUACCAGAAAAUAUCUAGAGGGCAAUUAGACUCCCUACAAUGUAAAAAAAUGUUAUGCCUAUAGGUAUUAGAAAUGUUUGUGUGACAAAUAACAACGUUAAUGAUAUAUAUAUCCAUGACAAAGAUAAGUACUACUGUGACAGUAGUAUAAGCCAGUGCUGGAAUUGGGGAGGGAUGCACAGGGAUGCCAUCCCACCACACAUAGAAGAUGAAUGGAGAGAAAAGAUUGUUGGGGGAGAAGUAGAGCAGAGAUGGAGAAAUGUUAUAUAGAUGAGGGAGGGGAAGGCAUCAGAGAGGGUUAUAGAGAACAUGAUAGAAAAAGAAAAUAGGAGAAACAAAAUGAGAAAAUGAAGGUAGAUAGAGGUAGUUGAUUAAGGAAUGGUGAGAGGUUGUGAUGUGUUAUGACACACAAUACACAGGCAACAUGCUGUGUUGAAGCUGAAUUGACAGCCAAGAAAAUUCAUAUGCUCAAUUUUCAUUUUGGGGGCCCUAUAGGCCACAUAUUUAGGUUGAUCUAAGUUUACUGGGUAUCACACUUGUCAUUAGAAGGAAGUGGGUGAAACCAGAAAGUGUUAGUGGGUAAGGCUCAUUAUAACACUGGGCAUCCCUCCACUUUUUUCACCUCAAUUCAAGCACUGGUAAUAGCUACAUCUUAACUAAAACUAAUAAGGCUACCUCUAAUUAUCAAUUUUACCAUAUAGCAGACAACAGGUAUUCAUGGGAAUACAUUCUAAUAAAUGUGAUUUCUCUCCUCAAAUAGUAAUUUCAAAGCUGCUUGAGUAUUAAAAGGAUGCACACAUUUAAAAUGAUGUACAUCUGUAGGGGCAUUAAAUUACAAACUCCGUUCUGGGAGUGCAAAGAGUUGUGCUCUCUGCUGUCUGGAAAAAACUGUGGAGCAGGAUGCAGAAGUGCAAUGAAGAUGGCGCCAAUCCAUUGCACCCUGUCCCACUCUUAAUAAAUAAUCCCUUUUAUACUCCAAUGUCUUGCGUGCAUAGACUUGAUUUUGUAUUAUGUCUGUUUUAUAAAGUAAUUUUUUUUCCCCAAGAGAAUCUAUUUCUUUAUAAUAAACUAUAACCUGCUAA
This is a messenger RNA of Xenopus tropicalis (tropical clawed frog), 2953 nucleotides long. RefSeq names its product dimethylaniline monooxygenase [N-oxide-forming] 5. Gene Ontology annotation, molecular function: NAD(P)H oxidase H2O2-forming activity; flavin adenine dinucleotide binding; NADP binding. The record is from RefSeq and is a predicted model, not a curated record. The coding region runs from base 232 to 1818 and encodes 528 amino acids. Gene Ontology annotation, cellular component: endoplasmic reticulum membrane. The transcript has 9 exons. Lineage: Eukaryota; Metazoa; Chordata; Amphibia; Anura; Pipidae.